AGGUGCUGAAAUCAAAGGUGCUAAAAGCUCUAUGUGCUCACAAUGACCACCAGUAAUGCUAGUCAUACAGAGAAUUACGCCAUCAAAGAACUUCUGACCAUCCCCCUAGAGGUCGCAAACUUGAUCAGCCUACUCUGCUACGUGAUUGUGUCGCCAGUUAUAUCCGUCAUUGGUGUUUUCACAAAUCUGAUUAACAUAAGUGUGUACUACAAGCAUGGUAUGAAGGAGUCAGUCAACAUUAGCUUCAUGACCCUUGCAGUGACUGACCUUGCCGGACUUGUAUGCUGUAUAUGGUAUGGUAUUGGCAGAAGUUCAUUGUUGGUAUCAAGUGCUGACGUGUAUAUAAGUUUCAGAGAUGUGGCUUAUGUCACUGGAGCCUACCCACGGGUGCUGUUCUCCAAGAUGACCUGUCUGAUCACAGUGUACAUCGCACUUGAAAGAUGUUUCUGUGUGGUGGCACCACUUCACGUCAAGACUUUGAUAACGCCCAUGAGGACCGUUGUGACUCUGUCCUUGCUCUACGCCCUCGGUGUGAUAACAAACUUUCCUAUUUUGUAUUUAGGGGCGCUGCACCUUUCUUGGAAAAAGGACCCCACCUCUAACAAGACAUACCUUGGCAUGGUGUACAGCGCAGACUAUUUUGAUGUGAGCACCAUUGUGACGUUAAUCAAAGCCUUCAUGCUAGUGACUUCCUUCAUAGUCGUCGCCAUCUCCACUGUCAUUUUAAGUGUUAGUCUUCAGAGAAAAUCAAAAUGGCGUGACACCUCUGCCAACUUUCUAACGAAAGGAGCGCAACGUCUUUCGAAAAGGGACGCCACUCUAAGCAAAACUACAAUAAUUAUAUCCACAGCUCUUAUUACAUGUUACCUCCCUUACACAACCAACAAUGUCCUAAUGGCCACAAUUGAUGGAUUUCAGUUGUAUGGUAAAUACAACAAUUUUUAUAUAGUCAUGUGGUCGUUUUCUUGGUUUUUAGAAUCACUCAAUUCAACUGCAAGUAUUUUCAUUUACUACACAAUGAGCACAAAAUAUAAAGAAACAGUGAAACACUUUUUGGGAAUCUAUAUUCCUGGAUUUAAAACACAGCUGAACCGGCUUAAUGUCAUUCAAAGGCAUGCUUACAGAAAAGACGUUUAA
Molecule: messenger RNA, 1137 nt
Organism: Biomphalaria glabrata
Lineage: Eukaryota; Metazoa; Mollusca; Gastropoda; Planorbidae
Exons: 3
Coding region: 43-1137 (364 amino acids)
Biological process (GO): G protein-coupled receptor signaling pathway
Cellular component (GO): membrane
Molecular function (GO): G protein-coupled receptor activity
Source: RefSeq, a predicted model, not a curated record